Messenger RNA from Striga hermonthica, 552 nucleotides. Lineage: Eukaryota; Viridiplantae; Streptophyta; Magnoliopsida; Lamiales; Orobanchaceae. The record is from the annotation of a GenBank genome assembly.
AUGGCCCUGGCUUUCGGAACCGCUUCUGCUGUUCUACACCCGACAACUUCAAUAUCGUCAAAGAUUUGUAAGAAGAAAAUUGGGUGGAAUUCUCCAUCUUGUCGGAAGGCGGCGGCGGCGGCGGCUCUCUCUGAAGGAACUGAUAGUAGAUUCACCGACCAGGAUUCGCCUACUUACACUGGAUCCUCUUCUUCUGCUCGGAUGCAACUAGAUCUCUUGGAACAACUCACUGGUGCCGGUAGCUCGUCUGUUGAUGGUUAUACGAGCGAUGGUAACUCUGGUGGGGCAACAGUACGCGAACAACUUGCUAAUUUGGUCGGGGACUGUGAUGACGAUUUCAGCCUUCCAUUAGGUAAAAACCUAAAGAAGGUGACUGCUAAGUUCUUGACAAUAUCCCAGAAACGGAACAUUCGGAGGCAGUCUUACUUGAACGAAGUGUCUCAGAGGAAUGACUCGGUUUUCUUUGCCACCAUUGGUGCUUUUGUCAUCCUACCACCUGUCGUCAUUUUAGGGAUAGCAAUUGCAACGGGUUACGUGCAGCUUUUUCCGUGA